AUGGCCUGGCUGCCCGCGCUGGGCGCCGCGCUGUGGCUCAGCCUGGCGGCGGGCGCCGUGUGGACGCAGACCCUGGUGAGAUGCCCCCGGGCCAGCCUGUGCCGCCGGGCGCUGGUGUCGGGCAACGACGUGGUCCUGCAGUGUGACAGCCACCGGGCGCGGUGGUACUUCACGUCGGUCUGGGGGGAGCAGCUGGCGCUGCUGAGCCCCCUGUCCCACUUGAGCCCGCUGCCCGGGGGCGGCCUGCAGCUGCGGAACCCGCAGCCCUUCCACGCGGGGCGCUACCGCUGCCAGCAGGACCACGGGACCCCGCUGGUGGAGUACGAGCUCGACUUCCAGGACGCCAGCGGCCUGCGCAUCAGCCACCGGGGCCUGGGCCAGCAGCCUCUCUGGAACCAGACCCUGGUGGUGGGGCCGGCGGCCGUGGAGAUCUUCACCCAGUGGGGCCCCUGGCAGGACUGCAACCGCUGCGGGCAGCCCGGCGAGCGCAAGCGCCUGGGGUACUGCUACAUACAGGACCCCCCCGAGCCCCCCACGGCCUGCGGCCUGUACCUGGGGGAGCGCAGGCUGUCGUACCCCCGGGCACAGCCCGAGCUGCAGGUGGAGGCCUGCCACACGCCCUGUGUCUUCCCCAAAGAAACACACCAGCCCUUCUUCGUCUUCGACAUUUACCCGCUGGGCAGGCUGACCUCGAACCUGUGGCUCAGCUGCCCUUUGGCGUCCAUCUACAGGCCAGUACGCUGGGAGAUGGACGGCAGGCCGGUUACUUGGCAAAGCCAGCUGUCUGGCCAAAAUAACCACACCUUCCUGUCCCCCCUCACCGGCGGUGAGCAGCUGCAGAUUUCCCAGAUGGCCACCUACACGUGCUUCGUGGAGCAGGAACUCGUGGCCCAAUUCAAUCCAGUCACUCCAGAGAGGCUGGAGGCCCCGAGGCCAGGGCCAGAGGCUAAGCCAUGGAGGCUGGGCGAGGCCGAGGCCCUGGCUGGGCAGGCAGAUGCUGUCCUCCAGGGGCUGAAGAUGGCCCUGUGUGUGGGGACCAUCCUGGCUUUGUUAGGUUUGUUGUUCAAGGUCCUGCGCCCCGCUCAGGGCCAAAGAAGCAAUCCAGCAGUGCUGGUGACAUAAAAUAAACCCUGGGGCCAGAGGGGCCCUGGGCCUUCAGUA
This is a messenger RNA of Dipodomys ordii (Ord's kangaroo rat), 1161 nucleotides long. It is a transcript of the gene Fam187b, whose product is annotated as family with sequence similarity 187, member B. The record is from RefSeq and is a predicted model, not a curated record. The transcript is spliced from 2 exons. Bases 1 to 1122 code for a protein of 373 amino acids. Lineage: Eukaryota; Metazoa; Chordata; Mammalia; Rodentia; Heteromyidae.